UAAGAGGCGCUGUAACACUCAGGAAUCAUCAGCUAUUAGCGCUCCGUCACUGGACUGUACAGUGUCCUUCGUCCGCGCACAGAAAAUAAUAUUUAGAUAGCUGCUGUUUAUUAUACUCGAAAAAUAUGUCUACUACGACCGGUGGCGGAGAGUUUGGCAACCCUCUGCGGAAAUUUAAGCUGGUUUUCUUGGGCGAGCAAAGCGUGGGCAAAACUUCACUUAUCACCAGGUUUAUGUAUGACAGCUUCGAUAAUACAUAUCAGGCAACUAUUGGUAUAGACUUUCUGUCAAAAACCAUGUACUUGGAAGACCGCACGAUUCGGCUACAGCUGUGGGACACUGCUGGGCAGGAACGCUUCCGUAGCCUCAUUCCCAGUUACAUCAGAGACUCAGCAGCCGCAGUGGUGGUCUAUGAUAUAGCAAAUCUCAACUCCUUCCAGCAAACCUCAAAGUGGAUAGAUGAUGUCAGAACAGAGAGAGGAAGUGAUGUCAUUAUCAUGUUGGUUGGCAACAAGACAGACUUGGCUGAUAAAAGGCAAGUGUCAUUAGAGGCAGCAGAGAAAAAAGCCCGGGAUCUGGGUGUGAUGUACAUAGAGACCAGCGCCAAAGCUGGUUAUAACGUCAAACAGCUGUUUCGUCGUGUUGCUGCAGCUUUGCCUGGAAUGGAUAGUACGCCAGAGAAAAGCAAAGAGGACAUGAUCGACAUCAAACUGGAGAAGCCUCCAGAGCUGCCCGUUACCGAGAGCAGCUGCUCGUGCUAGUAACCACCCUCGGCCCCCCACCAGGUCCUGCGUCCCCCUCACUCCACCCCCUCACACACAAACAGCUUGCCUCUCAGUGGUCACUCGCUCCUCUCACGGCCCCGUGUCAUGAGCGGAGAACCCUUUCUUUCUCUUCGACUCAGUGACUUUUCAGAGUAACCGUGUGGAUGUGCUUUUACUCUGUAUUAAAAUGGAUUCCAAAAAUGCAUAUAUUAUUAACGAAAAAAGUCAAAUCACAGCAUAAAUUAAAUGCUAAAACCAUUCAGAUCCUCAUCUGUUCUGGCUGCAUGGCAUUAUAUGGGAUUGCAGACUGACUUAAGCUCAUAUGCUCUUAAGUUUUCACACAUCAGUGCCAUCAUAGUUGUGAAGUUAACAUGUUUCAGAGCUGGGGCUGAUGUUAUAAUUUUUAGGCCUUUUUUGCCUUCUUUUUUAAUUUCACUGGAGGAAGAAUUUCUGGCUGUUACUGCUUCAGAUAAAAAAAAUUAACUUUGUUUUUUUACAUGAACAUUACACUAUUAUUUUGUUUGUGUUUUUUGGCAGAAGUUAUUUAAAAGAAAGAUACAGAACGAAUCUCUUCAAUUUUGUCGUGAAAUAUCACCAUGGACACAAUAUUCUGUAUAAUUGGAUGCUUCCAUGUUAAAUAUGGUAUUAGGGACCAGAUAUCAUUUUAAAGUUGUUUUGUUUCAGGAUAUAUACAUGUAUGGACAAAGAAAUUAGCAGUUUUGUUUGCGAUAAGCCUCAUUCUGGACAGGCUAAUUUUAUAUACCGAAAUCUUUGGAGGGUUGCAUGGAAGUAGAAUGUAUUGAGCUGUGGGGG
This is a messenger RNA of Rhinichthys klamathensis goyatoka, 1577 nucleotides long. It is a transcript of the gene rab41, whose product is annotated as RAB41, member RAS oncogene family. NCBI's taxonomy places the organism in Eukaryota, Metazoa, Chordata, Actinopteri, Cypriniformes, Leuciscidae. Gene Ontology annotation, molecular function: GTPase activity; GTP binding. The coding region runs from base 126 to 761 and encodes 211 amino acids. The record is from RefSeq and is a predicted model, not a curated record. The transcript has 8 exons.